GACAAGACAACGUAUCUCUUGUCCAUAGUUCUGCUAACAUUGCUGACGACAACUGCGCCCUUUGCAUUCAAACAUGUCGUCGAAAUUUGCUUUUGUAGCAGUUCUGGGCCUGGCAAUGAUGGUGCUGAGUGCUGCCUAUCCCUUCCCUGACGCCAUCCCCGAUGCUGAGCCUCACCAUCAUCCUCAUCACCACGGUGGAAUCGGUGGAAUCGGUGGAUACGGGGGAUACGGUGGAUACGGGGGAUACGGUGGAUACGGUGGUGGCAGAUUCGGUGGAUAUGGUGGAUACGGAGUAUACGGCGGCUGAUUUCAUGGUGGAUGUGAUGGUAUCUUCAUGAGGUUGAUCGAGAAUGUUAUCCACCGUAUAUCGAGAUCUCUGCGACUGAUACUAGCCUGUAUUUAUUAACAACAAUGUCAGUUGUAAAUUCUAUGAUAGCAUCCACAUGUAUAACGAAAAAGAAAAAUCAGCAUCCAGUAUUUAGUUGAAAAAUAUUUUGUGAUUUUACUCUUCAAUUUUUAAAUAAAAGACAAUGUAUUAUGGUAUUUAGUUAUUUCACCCGAUAUGACAUCUAACAAUAAUGAGAAUG
Molecule: messenger RNA, 587 nt
Organism: Hyalella azteca
Lineage: Eukaryota; Metazoa; Arthropoda; Malacostraca; Amphipoda; Hyalellidae
Product: protein suex-1
Exons: 2
Coding region: 74-307 (77 amino acids)
Source: RefSeq, a predicted model, not a curated record